Solanum lycopersicum (tomato) is the source of this 3200-nucleotide messenger RNA. RefSeq names its product subtilisin-like protease 4. NCBI's taxonomy places the organism in Eukaryota, Viridiplantae, Streptophyta, Magnoliopsida, Solanales, Solanaceae. Gene Ontology annotation, biological process: proteolysis. The record is from RefSeq and is a predicted model, not a curated record. Gene Ontology annotation, molecular function: serine-type endopeptidase activity.
AAAAGUAUUCUAUGAAAAAUGUAGUUCUCGUAAAAAUAAGUGAUUUUCUUGUGUUUAUUAUACGUAAGUAGAAAAUAUAAUCUCAAAAAUAUUUAUAUAUCAUCUACACAAACACUAUGGGAGAUGGGGGGAUUAGAGGCAGAGAAGAGACAAUCAAUAUGGAAUGACACUUACGAAACUUAUUUUCCAUUCUUAGACUAUUCUUAGUUGCUCUAUCACAUCACUUUCCUUUUUUUUUUUUUUUCUAUUCAUCCUUUUAAAUUCAAUUUUUUCUUCUCAAUUCUCAUAUGAUAGUUCCCCUUUUGCCACACAAUAAUACUUUAAUCAACAUGAGAUGCACAAUUUGAUUAAACAAUUGAAGAAGCUUCCAAAAGGAAUUGCCUCUGGUCCAAACUCUUACAAACAAGUCACGAUCGGCUAUAUUUUCUGUCGCUCCAUAUAUUUCUAUUAUGUCAAAAAUAUUAGCAGGCUGCAAACAUAAUGUAUUAGUACUAUCCUUUUCUUUUUAUGAGUAAUUCCCUUCUUACUUUCUUCUUAAUUAUUUUUUAUGACUAUGGUCUCAAGUAGUUAUACGACGUUGAUUUUAGACUCCUCCGGUAGAACCAACAACCAUCUAAUGAAUUAUCUUGUAUUACUACAGAUGAUUAGCUUGCAUACAUUUUGAUUAAUUCUAUAGGGUACCUGCUACGCCUCGUAGUACCAAUUUAACUUUAUUUUAAAGGAUUGUUCCUUUCAACUUUCUUUAUCAUAAUGGUUCUUCUUUUCCUAUACAUUAAUACUUUAAUCAGCACUAUUUGAUUAAACAAUUUAAAGAGUUUCUAUGAUGUAGAAAAUGAAUCAAAGUUAUAGGGCCACAAGAGCACUAUAUAUACUAGUUGUUUCAUAGAAUUUGUACUAUCAACUUUACUUCGGAACAUCAACAGAUUAGAGUUCUUCUAGCCCAUUUUGUAGCUAUGAAAAUCUUGAAUUUUUUUCCUGUUUUUACCAUACUUGGCUGUUUUUCAUGGCCUAGUAUACAGGGUGAAUUAGAGACGUAUAUAGUACAUGUUGAAUCCCCAGAAAACAAAAUUUCAACACAACUUUUAUCAGAGGAUUUGGAUAGUUGGUAUCAGUCCUUUUUGCCAAAUACAGUAGCAAGCACAAACUCAAAUGAAGAGGAGGGGCCGCGUUUAGUAUAUUCAUAUCGCAAUGUUAUGAAAGGCUUUGCUGCAAGGUUAUCAGAAGAGCAAGUGAAAGAAAUGGAGAAGAAACCAGGCUUCAUAUCUGCACAGCCACAGAGGAUAUUGUCUUUACACACGACUCAUACUCCGAGUUUUCUUGGAUUGCAACAGAACAGUGGCUUGUGGAGUGAUUCCAACUAUGGUAAAGGUGUGAUCAUCGGUGUUUUAGACACCGGGAUUUCACCUGACCAUCCUUCAUUUAGCGACGAAGGAAUGCCUCCUCCGCCUGCUAAAUGGAAGGGAAAGUGUGAAUCGAACUUCACUACAAUGUGUAACAACAAGCUCAUUGGUGUGAGGACUUUCCCAAAAGAAAAUGGUUCGCCAAUAGAUGAUGAUGGACACGGUACUCACACCGCCAGCACUGCUGCUGGCAGUUUUGUGAGAGGUGCCAAUGUGUAUGGAAAUGCAAAUGGCACUGCUGUUGGUGUUGCCCCUCUUGCUCACUUGGCUAUUUAUAAAGCCUGUGAGUCGAUUGGUUGCGCUUCCAGUAACAUUUUAGCUGCAAUGGAUGCAGCUAUUGAUGAUGGUGUUGAUAUCCUAUCCCUUUCCCUUGGAGGGUUUACCAGACCCUUCUAUAAUGAUCCCGUAGCACUCGGUGCAUAUACCGCAACUGAAAGAGGUAUCCUUGUGAGUUGUUCUGCAGGUAAUAGUGGUCCAGCCAAAAGUUCGUUAUCAAAUGAAGCCCCGUGGAUUCUCACUGUAGGCGCGAGCACUCUUGAUAGGAAAAUUAAAGCAACUCUUCAAUUGGGAAACAAACAUGAAAUUGAAGGUGAAUCAGCUUUCCAUCCAAAGGUUUUAAACUCAACAUUUUUUCCUCUGAAUGAACCUGGAAAGAAUGAACGCGAAUCUACUGAACGUUCUUAUUGCCAAGAUGGAUUAGUGUACAAUUCUAAUGGAGGCAAAAUAGUUUUGUGCCAGGUAGGUGGUGGUAUUUCUAGAGUUGGAAAAGGACAAGUUGUAAAGAAUUCCGGAGGCGUUGGCAUGAUUAUCAUCAAUGAGAAGGGAGAUGGUAUCACUACAUCUGUCAGUGCUCAUGUCCUUCCUGCCCUGGAUAUUACUUAUGCAAAUGGAAUGAAAGUUCUUGCCUAUAUGAAUUCAACAAAGAAACCUGUUGCUCGGAUUACAUUCCAAGGAACGAUAAUAGGUGAUAAAAAUGCUCCUGUUGUUGCUGCAUUUUCUUCUCGCGGACCAAACUUAGCUAGUCGUGGAAUCUUGAAACCGGACAUUAUUGGUCCUGGUGUAAACAUUCUUGCUGCUUGGCCUACCUCCAUGGAGAACAACACAAACACAAAAUCUACCUUCAAUAUCAUUUCUGGCACGUCCAUGUCUUGUCCUCAUCUGAGUGGAGUAGCUGCAUUGCUAAAAAGCGCACAUCCCACUUGGUCUCCUGCAGCUAUCAAGUCAGCCAUCAUGACAACUGCUGACACAGUAAACCUCGCCAACAAGCCCAUCUUAGAUGAAAGGCUUCUUCCUGCAAAUAUCUUUGCGGUUGGUGCAGGACAUGUCAAUCCGUCAAGAGCGAAUGAUCCAGGACUAAUAUAUGAUACCUCAUUCAAGAGCUACUUACCGUAUUUGUGUGGUUUGAAUUACACAAAUCAAGAGAUUCAAAGACUACUACAACGCAAGGUGAACUGCUCGGAAGUGAAAAGUAUUCCUGAAGCACAACUAAAUUAUCCUUCAUUUUCCAUCACACUCAGAGCAAAUUCUCAAACAUAUACUAGAACAGUGACUAACGUCGGAGAGGCUAAAUCAUCUUACAGUGUGGAGAUAGUUUCACCACCAGGAGUUUCUGUGAUUGUUAAGCCCUCUACUCUGAAAUUCUCCAAGUUGAACCAGAAGUUGACAUAUCGAGUGACCUUUUCAAGAACGGAGAAUAGUUCAACCAGUGGUACAGUUCAAGGAUUCUUGAAAUGGACUAGUAAUAGGCACUCUGUAAGAAGUCCAAUUGCAGUUGUGCUAGUCUAGUGAAACUACAAGAUU